AUGCGUCGGCAAGUGCGGCGAGGCGACGGCAUCACGCUGCCGUCGGUCUUUAUCGAAUUCUAUACGCAGGAGGCGGCGCAGGCGGCGCACCAAGUUUUGACCCAUCACCGGCCGUUGCAAAUGUCGUCGCGCCUGCUUGGUAUUCGACCCGACGAAAUCAUUUGGUCCUGCCUGCGGAUGCCGUGGUGGGAACUCAUUAUUCGACGUUUUGGCAUCUUGACCUUGGUGACGACGGCGAUCAUCUUUUGGGCGAUUCCCUCAGCCUUGAUCGGCACAAUAAGCAAUGUUGAAGGCCUGACCCAGAAGAUCAAGUUUCUCGGCUUUCUCAACAAGCUGCCUGGCGUGAUUCUUAGCUUUGUCCAGAGUUUUAUGCCGGCAGCAGCCUUGUCUCUGUUGAUGGCCGCGGUGCCUUGGAUGCUACGAUUCUGUGGCGCCCAGUCUGGCAUACCGACGACAACGCGAGUCGAAUUGUUCGUCCAAAACGGAUAUUUUGCUUUUCAGGUUGUUCAAGUCUUCCUCAUCACCACCCUCACUUCGGCGGCGUCAUCGGCUCUGGGCGACAUUCUGAAGAACCCUCUUGGCGCAAAGGACGUCCUGGCGCAAAACAUUCCAAAGGCGUCCAAUUUCUACCUGUCCUACAUCAUGAUUCAGUGCCUGAUGAGCGGGGGAUUGCGCCUCAUUCAGAUCUUUGGUUUGAUUCGGCAUCACGUCAUUAGCCGCGUGAGCGAGGUUCCUCGCUCGCGGUACAAGCGCUGGUGUAAGCUUGAACCGGCACAUUGGGGUGGCGUGUAUCCUGUCUAUACCAACAUGGGCGUCAUUGCCCUCAGCUACUCCUGCAUUGCGCCGCUCGUCCUCCUCUUUGCCGCCGGAGGGCUGUUUGUCACGCAAGUAGUUUGGAAGUACAACCUGCUCUACGUGCUCGACUCCGAUAUGGACACCAAAGGGCUCUUCUAUCCCCGGGCUCUCAUCCACUUGACCAUUGGCCUCUAUCUUGCCGAAAUCUGUCUUAUAGGCUUGUUCGCGUUGAAAAGUGCCUUUGGGCCUUUGGCCUUGAUGGUCAUGUUCUUCAUUUUCACGGGUCUGGUGCAUUUCUCCCUCAGCGACGCAAUCGCGCCUCUUUUGCUCAAUUUGCCGCAGACAUUGCCUCUCGAGGGCGAAAUCCAGGCAGAGGAAAAAGCAAAGGCAUUACGAGAGCAGGAACUUGCCACUGCGAGGCUGGAGGGGGACAGCGGGAUAACGGGCGCGGCGAAUGACUACUAUGAUUCCGAACAAGUCUUUGGCGACGAGGAGCCCAUGGAGCAGUCGGACGUGGAGGAGGAGCAAGAAGACGAGGAGGAAUCCGGCGACGAACACGGUCCCAUCACCGGAACUCGAGCCGUUGAGGGUGCAGCCAGCAUCGGGGCCACGCUGAAGGAAUGGGCCAAGGCUACGACCCAAGCGAAGGUUGACAAGGAGAUCAACAGAUCCGGCUUCAACGAGUUCCUGGCCAAGAUGCAGUUCUGGAACCACGACAAGAACGCCACCAACGAACCCCCGGGCUUCUUGACAAAAUGGCUGCAUCCAGAAGAAUAUGAAGAUUUCGUGGCGUUGCGGAACACCAUACCCGGGGACCAACUGCCUCAUGUUGAAUACCCGUCCGAGUUUAAGAAGCGAUGCUACCUUCCGCCCGAGACGUGGGCGCCAAAAACCACUUUGUGGAUACCUCGAGAUGAUGCCAGAGUCAGCAGACAGGAGGUUGCUCACACGAGGAAAUACACUCCAAUUUCGGACAAGGGCGCGGCCUUGGACGAGAAGGGGAGGGUUGUGGUCUAUUUCGACCAGGCACCGAUGAAGGAAGCUAGGUUGCUCCUGUAA
This is a messenger RNA of Metarhizium album ARSEF 1941, 1854 nucleotides long. RefSeq names its product DUF221 domain-containing protein. The transcript has 3 exons. Gene Ontology annotation, molecular function: calcium-activated cation channel activity. Gene Ontology annotation, cellular component: plasma membrane. Lineage: Eukaryota; Fungi; Ascomycota; Sordariomycetes; Hypocreales; Clavicipitaceae. The record is from RefSeq and is a predicted model, not a curated record. The coding region runs from base 1 to 1854 and encodes 617 amino acids.